AUGAUGACUUUAUUCAACUUUGGAUUUAAUUCAAAUAAAAUAUUGAAACAUCUUUUUUUUAUUUAUCUAUCAUCUAUUUCACUUUUACAUUUUCCUAAUGAUUGA
Messenger RNA from Paramecium primaurelia, 105 nucleotides. Lineage: Eukaryota; Ciliophora; Oligohymenophorea; Peniculida; Parameciidae. The record is from the annotation of a GenBank genome assembly.